ACUCCACUUCUCAUGCAGUCCUAGAAUACUGUGAACAAUGGCAGAAUCCGCUGAUCGUUAUCGUUAGUUAGUCAGGCCGUAGCUUCUUUGUUCCCGCUAGUCACUCCAGUCAGGUUAGCCCGCUAUCUUCGUUCCCGUUCGGCAGGAUGACGAGAACAGCAGCAAGUAUGCAGGGAGCAAGCAGGAGAGUUGUAGACCCGCCAGAGGCACUUAUACCGAUUGUUUUGAAUGAGUGUCAGGAGUCACUUGCGUCGCACCAUAGGAACAGCUUGCUUCUCCUCCAGUGCGCUCGCCAACACCGAGAUGAUUUCACUCCUAAUUUUCUGAAUGUCAUUCGACCGGCUCUGCUGAGCCAGAGGGCCGGCAGCCCUGGUGACACGGUGCUGCGGUUCUUCAAGACGUUCAUGGGCGUGCUGAUGGCGGAGGGGAGCGAGGACGCGCGGGACCUGAUGGAGGAGAUCGUGUGCCUCUUCUCGCAGUACAGCGAGGCGCGCAGCAAGGCCGUCCGGCUCAACGUCACCAAGGUGCUCUCGGAGGUGCUGAACUCGCUGCCGGGCAGCUUCAGUCUGACGGCGGACGCCAUCGUGAUCGUGCGCGAGUUCCUGCACUGCCGCAUGGACGACCGCGUCGCCGCCAUCCGCGCAUGGGCCGCCAGGGCGCUCAAGCGAAUGGUGACGUUCGAGGAGGACGGUGGGGUCAACGUGGACACGACGAUCGAGCUGUUCCGCGAGAAGAUGAAGACCGAGACCAGUGCUGAGGUGCGCGAGGCGAUGGUGUGGUCGUCCCCCGAGUCCACCUGCACCAUUCCCGACAUCCUCGAUCGCACGGCGGACGUCAGCCAGCGGGUCAGAGCCGCCGCUUACAGGUCCUUCGCGGAGCGGUUCUUCCCCCUCGAGAGCUUCAGCAUCCGGCAGCGCGUGCAGCUGCUGUCGCAGGGCCUCAGCGACCGAUCGUCGGUGGUGCGCGAGGCGUGCGUGCAGCUGGUGUGCCGCGCGUGGCUGACGCGCGACUGCGAGGGCGACCUGGUGCGGCUGCUGCGCCACGUGGACGUGGAGAGCCACGAGGUGGUGGCGGAGAGCGCGGUGAAUGCGGUGCUGCAGGCGCACAGCGCGGGGUGGGGAGAGAUGGAGCUCGUCGUGCCUGAGGGGGGCCUGCGUAGCGCGGCCAGGAAGACGUGCAGCCCGGGGAAAGGCAACUCGGAGGCGGCGACAGCACCGGGGCUGUUGGCGCCCGAAGAGGCGCUCUUCUGGCGCAUGCUGUGCCUGCACCUCGCCGAGCAGGCCGAUGAAAGUGGGUCGAAUGCAGCGGUGUCAGCAGGCGCGGCCGCAGUGGUGGCGGCGGAGGCGGCGAGCGACCUGAACGCGCAGCUGGAGGCGCUGCUGCCGUCCACGGCGCACGACUACCUGGCGCUGCUGGAGGCGCACAUGCAAGCAGGGUGCGAGGGUCGGUUCGCAGCGCGGCAGCUGAUGCGGCUGGCGGGCGUGCUGGACUUCACCGACGCCACCAUCCGCGCGCACGCCGCCGCGCUGCUGCACCGCUGCCUCGUCGGCACCCCCCACGCGCAGGCAGAGGGGGAGGCAGGAGGGAGCGGCGAGGGGGAGGGCGCGUGGGAGGAGGGCCUGACGGACGGCAGGUGGGGCGAGGCCGUGCUGGGGCUGGCGCAGCGAGUGCACGCCUCGGACGCUGACGUGCUCGCUGCUCUCGUUGACGCGCUGGCUGACGUCAGCAAGCCAUUGUUGGCCGGAGUGACGGGCGUGGCGGCGAGCGGCGAGGGCGGCAGCAGCAGCAGUGGCGUGAGCGAGGAGCAAUGGCUGCGGUGCGUGGCGGCGACGCGCAUGGUGCUGCGGCAGUGCUGCAAGGCGCCAGGGGGGGCGGCGUUCAGGGCGUGGCGGAACCUGCGCGUGGAGCCGCAGGAGGCGCUCAACUGCAUCCUCGUCCCCGCGGCGUCUCACCCCUCGCCUCUGGUGCGGCGGGAGGCCAUCGCCGGGCUGCACGUGUUCGCCAUGCUGCACGCGCCCUCCGCGCGCCCCCACGUGCCGCUGCUGCACGCGGCUGCGCGCGACGCCGCGCACCCCGCGGUGCAGAUGGCGGCGGUGAGGGCGCUGCUGGACCUGCUGCUCUGGCACCAACCCGCUGCGCUGCUGCCGGACGUCAGCGCGCCCGCUCUCAGCCACGACGGCGACGGGAGUGCCGUGAGCGGAUGCGGUGUAGGAAGGGCGUCAGGCGGAGGAGGAGCGGCGGUGGCGGAGAGCAGCCUUGACGUGCUGGUGGGGCUGGUGCCGCUGGCGGGCGGGCAGGUGGACAUAGAGGCCGUGCGGGACGGCGUGGAGGACGCCGAGAGGCAGGCGCAGGAGGAGGAGGAGAAGGAGGGCGUGGUGGGCGUGGUGUGCGAGGGGUUGUGCAAGCUGCUGCUGGCGGACGCGAGCAGAGGGGGGAUGAGGGGCGCGGAGGGGAGAGACGAGGGCAGGGUGGAGCGGCUGCUGCAGCUGCUGGUGGCGGUGUACCUGUGCCCGGGCGCGGCCGAAGACGAACUGCCAAGGACGCGCCAAAUGCUGGCGGAGUUCUUCAACCGCGUGGCCGUGCUGCCCGCCUGCAAGGUGGCGGCGUCCCGUCUGCUGCUGCCCAUGCUGCGGCAGCUGUGGCCGCGCAAGGCCACAGCGGCGGCCCGCCAGCCCGCAGUGCGCGCCUCGCAGCUGCUGCUGUCCAUCAUGCUCGCGCACGGCGCGCACGGGGUGGUGCCGCCCACACACACUGCCGCAGGCGACGCAGAGAGAGCAGAGGAAGGAGAGGGGGAGGGCGAGGGGGCAGCAGCUGGUAGUGAUGGCGACGGUGAGGGCGAGAGGGGUGGUGGGGCGGGUGAGAGCAGCAGCAGCGUGCAGCAGCCAUCGGUGGGCUUCGAGUCCCUGGCCCUCGACCUGGCUGCUGAGGUGCUGUCAUCCCCACUGGCAACGGCCGGCAGCGCCACAGCGAAGGCGUACAGCGCGCAUCUGGUGCAGCUGCUGGUGGAGGUGCCGCUCAGAGCCGCCCAGCAGGACGACAUCAAGUGCCUGCGCUCGCUGCUCCCCAUGUUGGAGGAGGCGGUGGCGGGGCAGCGUGCGGCGGAGCGGCAGGUGGAGCGCAUGGCGGCGCGGCUGAGGGGUGUGGACGCCACGCCGGACGAGGAGCUGCCGUUGGACCGCCUCGAGCUCCUGCUGCAGCGAGUUGAUGACGACGCGGCAAGCGGGUCAGAGGCAGCAGGGAGCGAUGUGUCUGGCGUUGUGGCGGGAUCUCCUGCUGGCAGGCGGCGGAGAGGCAAGCAGCCAGCGUCAGCCCGCCGCACCUCCCCCUCCUGUGACCCCGAGCCCGCCACACCCGCCCAGCGCCCACAGCGGCCAUCCCGGCAGUCCAAGGAGCGGGCCAACAGCCUCCUGAAGCAGCAGCUGGGGGGGGACGGCACCAGCAGCGCAGGCAAGCGGGUGGUAGAGGAGGCAGCAGCUGGUGCAGGGGAGAGCGCGGGAGUGGGUGCAGAGGAGGGUGGGGAGCACAUAGGCAGUGAGGGGCCGAACAGGUCUGCAUAUGUGGCACCUGAGGCGCACAGCAGUGGGGAUGAGGGGGGAAGUGAGAGUGGGAGUGAGGAUUAUGGGAGUGAGAGUGAGAGCGAGGAGGAGUACCUGGCGUCAUCCAGCAGGAGGGGGGGGGGCAGGCGGGCCUCAGCACAGAGGCGUGGAUCGCAACGGGUGUCGUCGGUGCUGGAAGCUGUGAGGAGGCGUAGGAGCGGCAGCAGCAGCAGCAGCGCGUCGCCCAUCCCCAUUUCCAUCUCCACGGAUGACGAUGACAGCCAGGACGUGGUGCAGGUGGUGCAGGUGGCGCACAGCAGGCCCGUGCGCAUGCAUGUGGCGCCCAAGGAGGAGGCGGAGGUGAUCUCCGUGGAUCAGAGCACGGCCAUGGCGGCAGGGGUGCAGGCUGACAGCCCCAGUGUGGGCCCAGCAGCACAGCGCAAGAGCGUGUCCCCCGCUGCGUCAGCUGGCAGCGUUGGUGCCUCCCCUGCUCCAUCAGCUGCUAGUGGUGGCGCCUCCCCCGCGCCAUCAGCUGGCAGCAGUGGCGCCUCCCCUGCUGCAUCAGUGGGCAGUGAGAGCACGUCCUUCGCAUCCGCGCUGAGUGACGACCUGGUGCAGCCCUCGCCCUCCCCCCUCCCUGCUGCCAUGCUGCCCGCCCGCACUGCUGCCGGGCCAAGGAGGCGAUUUGUGCUGGAUGAGAGUGAGAGUGAGGGUGAGGGUGAGGGCGAGGGCUGGGGUGAGAGUGGGAGUGGGAGUGAUGAGGACAGUGGCAGCAGCGCAAAGGGCAAAGCAGCAGGGAGAGGGGGGGCGGGGGAGCAGAGGGCAGGUGAGAAUGAGGGUGUGGGGGGGAAGGCCGGCAAGGGUGGUACUGCCACAGCGGCAGCAGGGAGGCGGCAGCCUCUGGCGCGCCUUACUGGGCAGUGAUGGGCGGCGGCAGCAGCAAUGCCUGUGGAAUGCUGCGCAGGUCACUCUCCCACCACACAUCCACCACCCCUGGACCGCCUCUCACAGCGCUGCAUCUUCUCCACUGUGCUCACGGAUUGGACCUCUCUGUAAUCCUUACCUCCCUACUGCUUAGAGUGAUCUGGUACAUAGUCGCUACAACGUUACAAGCAAAACACCUUGAC
Molecule: messenger RNA, 4663 nt
Organism: Closterium sp. NIES-67
Lineage: Eukaryota; Viridiplantae; Streptophyta; Zygnematophyceae; Desmidiales; Closteriaceae
Source: the annotation of a GenBank genome assembly